AUGCUUGGGGAAUCAAAAGCACAGCAAGUUAUGCAGGAAAUUCAUGCUGGAGAAUGUGGUGAACUCCAAGGAAUGAACUGGUUUUAUCGACAGCUGCUGAAUGUUGGGUAUUAUUGGCAUACUAUGAAGAAUGAUGCAUACAACUUCGUGAAGAAGUGCCACAAAGGCCAAGUCCAUGCCAAUCUAAGACAAUCCAUCCCCCCUUCCGAUGGCUACAUAUGGAUCCUUACUGCUACGGAGUAUUUCACAAAAUGGGUUGAGGCAAUUCCCCUUCGGAAGGCCACAGGAGCUGCUGUCUCGAAUUUCAUUCGGGAACACAUUGUGUGUAGGUUCGGAAUCUCAUACAAGAUGGUCACCGACAAUGGCACGCCUUUUGUUAACAAGCAAGUGAGUUCAACCCUUAGUGGGUACGGUAUCAAGCAUCGUCGCUCUACGCCUUAUUACCCGCAAGGAAACGGUCAAGCGGAGGCUACCAAUAAGACGAUAUUAAGUAUUCUAAGCAAGAUGGUAUAUGAGUAUCAAGGAGGCUGGAGUGUUCACCUGCCGAAUGCUUUGUGGGUUUACCGCACCUCACCAAGGAGCGCUACAGGUUUUUCACCUUACUCACUUGUGUACGGGUCUGAGGCUAUUUCACCUGUGGAAAUCACCAUCCCGAUAGCUAGAGUAUCAGCUGUUAAUCACCUGGAAUGGGAUACAAAGUCAUGCUCGGAUUGGCGCCGGCUGGACCUCGAAGUUUUGGAUGAAAAAAGAGCGGAAGCCGAAAGGAGGACAUCGUUGUACCACAAAACUGUAGCCCAAGCUUACAACAGGACAGUCAAACCUCGAUCUUUCAAGCAAGGAGACCUCGUGCUAAAAGUUGUGGAGCAUGUAAGAAGACAAGUGUCGAGACCUUCCAAGUUUGACCCGCAAUGGGAAGGCCCAUUCACAGUCAAAGAGGCUUACAACAGCGGCUAUUAUCGCUUGGUCUCUGUCAAAGAAGGCACGCUGACGGAUCCCAUCAACGGGAAGUGCCUCAAGCCUUACUACUGCUAA
Messenger RNA from Prunus armeniaca (apricot), 1032 nucleotides. The record is from the annotation of a GenBank genome assembly. Lineage: Eukaryota; Viridiplantae; Streptophyta; Magnoliopsida; Rosales; Rosaceae.